This is a messenger RNA of Epithele typhae, 2361 nucleotides long. RefSeq lists its product as uncharacterized. Lineage: Eukaryota; Fungi; Basidiomycota; Agaricomycetes; Polyporales; Epitheliaceae. Gene Ontology annotation, biological process: vesicle budding from membrane; late endosome to vacuole transport via multivesicular body sorting pathway. Gene Ontology annotation, cellular component: multivesicular body; ESCRT III complex. The record is from RefSeq and is a predicted model, not a curated record. Bases 1 to 2361 code for a protein of 786 amino acids. The transcript is spliced from 11 exons.
AUGCUUGAUUAUCGUGGCUUCUCGGCGUGGAUCACUGUCGAUGAUCUUGAGCUCGUCGAGUUCGAGCCGCGGAUUAAUGAAGCAGAACAUACCGUCAUUUGUUGGAUCGCUGGAGUACCCGGAAAGCCCUUCAUCGUCAAUUGGCGUGACCACGGCAGCGAUGUUGACUCCGCAAGUCAAAUCAUUAUCGAUGGUCACGAAGCGUCCGGUCAAUUCCUGCACGGCCGAGGGGAGGAGCUCCGACGUGGAGUGCGUGUAGACGACACGACUAUCCGUCCGUUCGUGUUCUCGACGAUCGGAAGUGCCCACCCUACAGGACCUAUUGACAAGAGCAUUGGCUGCAUCGUCCUCGACAUCAGGCUGGUCAAACGGCACGAGUUGUGUGAGCCGGAUGAAAUACGGGCAGCUCCUACGGGGAUCAACAGAGGGCGCCGUCCAGAAGGCGACAUUGCUGUAGGUUUCGGAGAUGCUCAACGAAUGUCUGCGAGACAAAAGACAUGGAGGUGUGAGCCUUUGGACCCCGACCAUCCUGAAGAAUGGGUGAAAUUCAUCUUCCGCUACCGCACCAAGGGUAAGAAUACAAAUAUGAGCCUCGCAACAAGAACGGCGAUAUCCCCCGAUGAAUUUCCCAACAUUCCGAACAUCAAUCGCCAAAAUCGCUAUCGUUUGCAGCUUUCCUAUGUCUCGUCAGCUUCGAAGUCAAAUACCAAUCCACCUUUUGUCUAUCGUCUACUCAACGUCCAGUUACCACAUAGACUCACUCGGCAUAAAAAGACUGCUGAGUGGGUUUUUUGGUCUUGCUCAGGGCCCUGUCGUUACGCUUCGGACAUUGGGCGUAGAACCCUAACCCUACGCCACAUGGUGUCCAGUCCCCUCGCAGUCCGCGGAGCGUCUGCCGUGCGUUCACUGGCGGGCUUGCGUGCCACCUCCAUGUCCUCAACCCCUCCCUCUCGCCUGUCCUCAUUGCCUUCCUAUGCAACUGUAACGGCAUCAAGGCUCAAGUCCCUUUACUCCGACUUCACGUUUCAGAAGCAGUCCAACCCCACCUCGUAUGCCUCCAACGUCGAAUGGUGGCGGAGCACACUAGAGACCGCACUCUGGCAAAGUAUCCUAUCCGACGGUCCUGUGGCCAGCACCUCUUCAGAUAGGCUGGUUCUACAUGCUCAGGGUCUUGCAUUUGCGGAUCGUUUUCGGCUCGAUGGCGUAGGCAAACCUCUCGGGAUUCCCACCGUUAUUGUGAGUAUUCCGAUGUCGUGUGCGUCUAAUAUUCUCAUUGGCGCUUCCUACCAGUAUUCGAAAGCACUCAUCCCCGUCCCCGAGUUCCUUUCUUCUGCACGCUCUAUAUACGACCCCGGAUGGAUGCCGUAUCGCAUCGCAAGUUUUGUGGUCGGCAAGCCUCUAUGGUGGGCACUAGGUCAACUUGGUGUGGUGGACAGUCACGGAGCGGCAUUCGGUGAUUCGGGGGCUGCAGAACGAUGGAGGAAGGUCCGCGGCGAUUACGUCUUCGUGAGCCUUCUGGAAGCCACCGCCGAACAGAUUAUCGAACGACAAAGGGCGAAGAGCACAGGGCAGGUGACGGAUUGCCUCUACAACGUAGAGAGCUUCCGUGCCGAGUUCGCGGCAUGUACGCAUGAUGGCACACCCUUCUCUGCUCUGGAUGUCAAGGUCAUCUUGAAGUAUCUCGAGCGGGAUAAAGGAGUCAUCGUGGUCAUUAAAUUUGUGGAUGAGGGUUCUUCGGACGCCACAGAUGUCACAGCUGUGGACAACGGUCUGCUCGCGCUCAAAAUGGCGGUGGACAAGCUUCAUACGCAAGUCGAAAACGUUCAGCGCCGCAUGGACGAGCGAACACAACAAGCAUCGAAUGCACUCCGACAUAAGCGCCAAGAGACCGCUAUGUCAUAUCUCCGUUCGCGCAAACAACUUCAGGAGGUGCUGAAGAAGCGACUGAUCAGCUUGGAACUCCUCCAAUCUACCCUCUUGCGCGUGGAGACUUCCGCCGGCGACAUCGAGAUCAUGAAGUCAUACGAAUCGUCUACUUCAACGCUGCGUGAGAUCCUGUCGCACUCACUGCUCCAGCGCGAGAAGAUCGACGAAACUAUGGAUGCUUUGGCUGCCGCCAACGCCGAUGCGCGCGAAGUUAACGAUGCCAUUCAAACAAACGCGGAGAUCGCUCAGGGCGACGUGGCCAUUGACGAUUCAGAGCUGGAGGCCGAACUGCAGGCAUUGAUUCGCGAAGCCGAGGUAGACAAGUCACAAGUACAAAGCGAUCGUCUCAACCAACCGGAGCUUGUACCUCCCGAUCACACCCCGGCCGACAAGACAGAGGGUGCAGAGAAGGAGAGAGUUCUGUUGGCAUCGUAA